Talaromyces marneffei is the source of this 1095-nucleotide messenger RNA. RefSeq lists its product as uncharacterized. The record is from RefSeq and is a predicted model, not a curated record. Bases 1 to 1095 code for a protein of 364 amino acids. Gene Ontology annotation, molecular function: misfolded protein binding; protein-folding chaperone binding. NCBI's taxonomy places the organism in Eukaryota, Fungi, Ascomycota, Eurotiomycetes, Eurotiales, Trichocomaceae. Gene Ontology annotation, cellular component: endoplasmic reticulum. The transcript is spliced from 3 exons.
AUGUCAAGCUUGUUGUCGUACAUCGGCUGGGCCGUUCUACCAAAUUAUGUGGCUUCAAUCCUACAAAGCGUCUACUACGGCCUCACCAUCCGCGCCGGCGAUCCACGACCGCAACCCGGCUCACCGCGCUUCAACAAACACCGUCGCCGUAUCUUCAUCUCCGUGGUGACCCUCUACCUUUUCUACACCAUCUACGAAAGUUUCCACCAAGUCCGCGCCGAGGGAGACUUCUAUAGCCUGCUAGGCGUUUCGCCGUUGGCUGAUGAGCGGACUAUCAAAUCUCGAUUUCGGCGGCUGGCCGCUCAACAUCAUCCUGAUAAGCUGAAUCAGCAGCAGCAGACGACGUUGUCGGACAGCUUUUUUGUGUACUUGAAACAGGCCCAGGAUACACUGUUGGAUCCAUCGGUUCGGUUUGCGUAUGAUCAGUUUGGACCGCAGGUUACUGAGUGGAUAAAUAUUAAGACCACGCAGGAUUAUCUGUAUACUGGUUUGAAGAAGGCGUUGAUUCAGUAUCUUGGGGGUUUGGGAGCUAUAUUGGUGGUGAACUGGGUCUAUUGGUCAUCAUGGGGACGAUAUUGGCGGUUCUACACUUUUGCAGCUUUGAUCGCUCUUGAACUUGUCCUAGUGACGCGGUCAUUCUCGCUGGUCAUAUCUGCAGACUACAUACCUGAACUUAUCCGACCGUACAUCGGUCUCACCAAAACCACAACUGCACCGGUCUUGUACCUUUUGCCGUUUCAGAUCAUUUCACUAGCGCGCCGAGUGUCGGUUACAGUGCACAUUUUCAUUUCGCAAAUCACGCCGAUAUAUGUCACUCAAACAGCUACGUCGGCGAAAGGCGGCACACCAUUGAAGCAGGAGACGCUUCAACAGUUGGCUCAGGUAGCGCAGUUGUCAAAGUUGGCGGAUACUGAGGCUUCGCGAAUUUUGGAUUUGUCGUUGAGUCCGUUCCGGGGGGAUCAAGAGAGUGUAUCGUUGCUGCGGCGAGGGAUGAAGGAGGGACUGGUUGUGGGCAGUGUGCGGAGUGCGCCUGAAGUCCAAGAGGCGGUUGCACAGGUGCAGAGGCGGAGGGCAGGGCAAACUGUAGAUUCGUAG